Molecule: messenger RNA, 1985 nt
Organism: Gamsiella multidivaricata
Lineage: Eukaryota; Fungi; Mortierellomycota; Mortierellomycetes; Mortierellales; Mortierellaceae
Exons: 1
Coding region: 288-1670 (460 amino acids)
Source: RefSeq, a predicted model, not a curated record
CUUGUGUUGCACUGCCAAGACGCUACUCUCUUUUCAGGGCAUUAUAUGAAGUCUUCACACCCCUCCCAUGCACGCACAGCCUCUCUUCUCUUCUCAGCCUUGGCUUUUUUAUGGCCAGGUCUUAAUCUCCACAGACCAUUUAAAUACCCCAGCCCAUAUCUCCUACUGUCUCCCCCCUCCUCACAUCUCAGACCGUCUUUUCUUGACCAUUGUUACUUACCGUUCGUUCCCUCUCUCUCUUCCAUUGCAGUCUUCUUCCUGUCUUUACUCUCUCACUCGAUCGAUCGAUGAACAUCUCUCUAUCCCUGAGUCUGGAUGCGAACACUUCCCCUGUCUCGCCCUCACCAUUCUUGACCUUCCCCUCCCAGGAACAGCCCGCGCCUUCUCCCCCAUCCUCUCCAUUUACGGACUCGAAUGCAAUGUCGCCCCAAGUCUCGACCGUCCUUUCCUCCCCGCCUCCCUCACCCGAGCUGCCAAAGUUCAAGAGCGAUUCCCAGCCCACACCAACAGCAGCAUAUAGCAUGCAGCGGCGAUCCGACCCUCAAUGCUUAGCAGAACAGCGAUUGCGCGCGAGUUUUGCACAACACCAGGAGUACCAACAGCAAAUGCGUAAGCGGCUUUCGCAAGCAGAUCAUCCCCUUCACCUCCCGAGCCCUGAAUCUGCCCAGCUUCAUCACCAGUACUUGGUCGCACAACUCGAGUACUACCGACAGCUGCAAAUCAUGCAUUGCCAGCGCGUGCGAGACAUCGAACUUCUGCAUUUGCAACAACAGCAACAGCAACAACAGCAGCAGCAGCCGCAGCCUCUUCAUGUCAUCAAGCGAUUUCAGUUGGCUCAGCGAAUGGUACAGAUGCAGCAGCUCUACCAUGCUCAGCAGAUUCAAAAUAUUCAGUACCUGCAAAAGAUCAAUCGCCUCCAAUUGCAGCCCGUCAGUACCGCCGAAUCCGAACAGCGACCAGCACAGGGCAUCGACCCAGUCAGCGAAGAGGACAUUGCCAAACUGGAAAUCGACCCCAAUACAAUCCACAUUCCUGUUAGAGGCACAAGCCAACCUCGUCUCGAUCUUCAAGAGAUUUUUGGCGCAGCUGGAAAUAUGAACCAGUCAAGUGCCACUAGAGGGCGAAGUCGCAUCCAAGAGCUUGCUAGAAUCACGCUGCCCUGUCCUGCUCAGAUCAGAAAACUACGCCAUCUGAGGCUCAAAUACCAAGCGCGUCUGCGGCAAGCAGUAGCUGCAACAAAAACAACAAAGGCCCUCCACACGCAUCAGCCCUGUGCGACCAUGAACGCAGCGGAGGGUGCAUCUCAGAUGACGCGCUCAAACAGCACCACCACCACCAUAGUUCCCUUGUCCCCUGACGCAGACCAAGCAGCCCAGCUUGCGAAGCAAAUCCAAACGACGGUCUGGACUAGCUCGACAACGACAGUUGUGCCUCGCACCGCGGCCGAUCUGCGGUAUAAGCGACAGCUUCGUCAUAGCAUGGCGUUGCAGCAGCACAUGAUCCAGGACCACACUCAUCGCUAUCGCAUCUUCCAGGCCUUUUGCCUGCUGCAGCGCACAAGAGAGGCCCAGGCCAUGGACGAGGCGCAGACACAUCAGCGUAGACAGCUCCAGACGCUCGCCUGGGUAGAAGCCCUCCGCAACUCGAAAGAACUCGAGAUUCCGCAAUGAUUCACUUGGGCUAUUCCGCUCUAUUUUUUUUUUUUUGGAUCAAAUCGCUCUCAUGAUUUCCCUCGCUCCUUCGCCUUACUCCACAUCUUUUCAUCUUUUUCUUUGUUGUCGCAUUUUGCCACUGUUUUUUUUUUUGUUCUCGUCCUAUUCAUUAUUUCCACAUUUUUGUAUGUAGUUUUGUAGUCUUGUACCCUUGUACUAAUGUGCACGCGCAUACCCUCCCUCAUACCAUACCUUAAUCGUAUGUAGGCAGCAUUAUCCUAGAUUUCAUGCGCUUGUAGAAUAAAGACCUCUCUUUGCGCCACGAUUGACGAC